Dermacentor andersoni is the source of this 919-nucleotide messenger RNA. RefSeq lists its product as uncharacterized. Gene Ontology annotation, biological process: double-strand break repair via homologous recombination; endosomal transport. The record is from RefSeq and is a predicted model, not a curated record. Gene Ontology annotation, cellular component: AP-type membrane coat adaptor complex; late endosome; cytosol. Lineage: Eukaryota; Metazoa; Arthropoda; Arachnida; Ixodida; Ixodidae.
GGCAUGGUCAUGGCAUGAUCGUAGUCGCUGCAAACUUCAUAGUGCCAGAUGUCCUGUGAUAGUGCUUUGAACAUCGCUGCAUUUGACAUAAGCAAUCUAACCACUGCUUUUUUCGAUGUGUGCAACUUACUAAUAUUUCGGUGGCAGAGUGCACCAUAGUGGAAGUACAGUGUACUAGAAGCCUGCAGUGGAAGUUAUCUCGCAGCUGCAGUGAUACCGCGUGAGAAACGCCCCUUUCGCUAACCGUAUAUGCACAAACGUUCGACUUGGAACAUGGUUCUGGCGUUUUUUAUUGCGUCAGUAUCGGAGAAAACGUCGGGAAUUAUUUACUCGACAUUCUACGGUUGGAACGAGAGGCCACAAUUCGGCGACGCGCAGUGUGCGACUAUCAGUGGCGACGCCAACGAUUUAGGCUCGGCUCGAGGGCCCAGCGAAAUGAACGAGGAGCAAAAGACUAGAUCCGAUCUCCUGAAACGCCUACAUCAGAGCGCGGUAGAAGACAUGAAAAACACGCCGCCCGAAGUUUCGAGCUCAUCCAGCGACGUCACGAUGCACUUGACGGAACGCAAAGGACAGUUUUUCUUCAGCGACGUCGAUGUAGGUGACAGCAUUGUAGUGUGGCACUCGUUCGGCGAUUGCUGUUUUGUGGCUAUAUGCGACGAAACCGAAAACGUCGGUCUUGCUGAAUACUGCUUAAAGUUGAUCAUUCAAAGUGUGUCAGCGCACAUAAUAUUUUUGACACCAGCGGAACUAAAUGCUAAAAUUGGACUCUUGCGCGCCAUCGUGGAGCUUUACAUGCCGAGUGGAAGACUGUUGUUUAUGAAUCAGGGUAUCGUGAAGCAGUACGAACAAAUGUUACACAAACUAGUGUCUUGAAUAAAUGUUUCGCAAACAGCAGUACUUCCAUCCUGCAGUUCAA